UCGUGUACACAAGGAAAACGCCGACUUACUGAUGCAAAGCAACAGUCAACAAUGAGGAAAUCCGAAGGACACCGAACUGAAAAACCUGAUCAAAAAGGUGAUCAACUCCAAGUUGACGACAAAAAAUCCGGAACCUGGACACACGGGAAGUGUAUUGAAUGUGGAAAGAAUGUUUAUUUUACGCAGAAAUGCAGUCGUUGUAUGAAAAUGAAUUUCUGUUCCAGUAAAUGUCUACGUCAGAAUUGGAGAGGACAUAAGCCGUAUUGUGCUGCUGUCAAGGAGGAAGAUUCCAAAAUCAAUACAACAGAUGGACUACAACCACAGGGAGCCUUUGUAUCAGGGGCUACAAUAGAUGAAGUACGACCACAGGAAGCCUUUGUAUCGGGGACCACAACAGAAGAUGUAGUACGACCACAGGAAGCCUUUGUAUCGGGGACCACAACAGAUGAAGUACGACCACAGGAAGCCUAUGUAUCGGGGACUACAACAGAUGAAGUACGACCACAGGAAGCCUUUGUAUCGGGGACUACAACAGAUGAGGUACGACCACAGGAAGCCUUUGUAUCGGGGACUACAACAGAUGUAGUACGACCACAGGAAGCCUUUGUAUCGGGGACUACAACAGAUGAUGUAGUACGACCACAGGAAGCCUUUGUAUCGGGGACCACAACAGAUGAAGUACGACCACAGGAAGCCUUUGUAUCGAGGACUACAACAGAUGAAGUACGACCACAGGAAGCCUUUGUAUCGGGGACUACAACAGAUGCAGUACGACCACAGGAAGCCUUUGUAUCGGGGACCGCAACAGAUGAUGUAGUACGACCACAGGAAGCCUUUGUAUCGGGGACUACAACAGAUGAAGUACGACCACAGGAAGCCUUUGUAUCGGGGACCACAACAGAUGAAGUACGACCACAGGAAGCCUUUGUAUCGGGGACUACAACAGAUGAAGUACGACCACAGGGAGCCUUUGUAUCGGGGACUACAACAGAGGAAGUACGACCACAGGGAGCCUUUGUAUCUGGGACCAGCAGACAAAUCGGGUUUCAAAAGGCAAAGAAACAAAGUCGGGGUACUUUUGUUAAUUCCACUCUGAUACAAUACAUUCCACAGAUCCGGCGCAAUCUUUGCGGAAUUCGAGAAACGUGUGCAUCAACAUAUUUUGUUGGUAUUAUAUCACGAAUCAAUGAAGAUUGCACAAAGUGCAUUAACUUGCAGGAUGAAAUUGGAAACGAAGUACAAGUGAUGUUUGUUCUUGAGAGAGAUGGCGGCAAGUUUCACUUCUGUUGGGAUGACGUAGUUCCGGGUCGUUAUCUGUGUAUAAAAGAUCCAUUCAUCGACUACUCUGAAAGGCUGAUGCUGGUAAAUCAGGCUUCAAAUGUUCGUAUUUUGAGUGUUAAGCUGGAUACUACAGGUAGAUGCAAUUAACUGGAAGGACCAGCAUGCAUCUAUUUUAAAUGAUUCAUGGAUGGAUAACUCAAAACUUUGUUACCGAAUUUACAAAACGUCAAAAAUGAAAGACAAAGCAAAAACGUUUUGAUCAUUUUCUUAUCAAAUAUUUUAUUCGACUCUUUAACAUGAUGUCACGCAUGUACGGAGACGAGUUUCACAACAUAGGCUAGGCGCACUGAAGUGCGACCAUACAGACAAACAGAAUUGGCGUGAAGAGAGAAAACCUGGAAGCUGUAGAGAAUGACGCUAUAAGGAUUCAGACAAUUUAAAUAUUUUUUUUUCUUAUUAUCAUAGUUCAACAAAAAAGUGCAUGUAUAUAUAUAUGUAGGAGUAUAAUAAAACAUGUUUAAACCAAGAGGUCUGGCUAUAUAAUUAUGUGGUAUUUUUAUGUUUGCAUCAAGUCACGUGUUG
Molecule: messenger RNA, 1863 nt
Organism: Pecten maximus
Lineage: Eukaryota; Metazoa; Mollusca; Bivalvia; Pectinida; Pectinidae
Exons: 2
Coding region: 52-1428 (458 amino acids)
Source: RefSeq, a predicted model, not a curated record